Molecule: messenger RNA, 2103 nt
Organism: Didymella exigua CBS 183.55
Lineage: Eukaryota; Fungi; Ascomycota; Dothideomycetes; Pleosporales; Didymellaceae
Product: translation initiation factor eIF-2A
Exons: 5
Coding region: 1-2103 (700 amino acids)
Biological process (GO): translational initiation
Cellular component (GO): cytosolic small ribosomal subunit
Molecular function (GO): mRNA binding; protein binding; translation initiation factor activity
Source: RefSeq, a predicted model, not a curated record
AUGGCGGCUCCCACACAGUUGGCUUAUCGUACCUCCAAGGGCAUCGGGGUCCUCAAUGCGGCACCCGCAUACGAGGCUCUUCCUGGAUUCACACCGCCUGAGGGCAACCUUCGUUGUAAAUGUUACUCGCCUGAUAGCAGGUACUUCGCCUGGGCGUCGCCUGAACAGGUUUCGGUCAUCGACGCCUCCAAUGGCAACCUUGUUUCGACCGUGCCCGCUGUCAACGUCUUCCAGCUCGGUUUCUCCCCGCUGGGCACAUACAUCAUCACAUGGCAGCUGCCUUCGAAGGACGAGGAGGGCAACGCCAAGAAGAACUUGAAGGUCUGGAAGACACUGCCUGAUGAGGCUGAGGGUGCCGAGCGCGUAGUGGUCGGCGAAUACGUGCAGAAGUCCCAGACCGGCUGGAAUCUGCAGUACUCUCCCGACGAGAAGUUCUGCGCCCGCUGUGUGACCAACGAGGUUCAGAUUUUCCAGUCUGAAGAUCUGCGCAACCCAUGGAACAAGCUUCGCGAGGAAGGCGUGACUGAUUUCGCCCUGUCGCCCGGCAAGAACCAUUCAGUUGCAGUUUUUGUUCCGGAGCGCAAGGGAAUGCCCGCAUCCGUCAAGGUCUACCAAGUGCCUCAAUUCACCUCGCCCGUGUCUCAGAAGACUUUCUUCAAGAGCGACAAGGUCCAGCUGAAGUGGAACGAUCUUGGUACCAAUGUUAUUGUACUGGCCCAGACCGACGUCGACAAGACCAACAAAAGCUACUACGGCGAGACGAACAUGUACAUCCUGAGCGCCAACGGCUCUUUCGACUCGCGCAUCCAGCUUGAUAAGGAAGGACCUAUCCACGAUGUAUCUUGGUCGCCCAACUCGAAAGAGUUCGGCGUCGUGUAUGGCUAUAUGCCUGCAAAAACCACUAUCUUCAACGCUCGAGCUAUCCCUCAGCACAGCUUCGAUCUAGGCCCGAGGAACACCAUCAACUUCUCACCCCACGGCCGUUUCGUACUUGUCGGCGGGUUUGGUAACCUGGCAGGAGAUGUUGACAUCUACGAUUUGGAAAGGAACUACCACAAGGUCUGCACCAUCAAGGCCGCCAACUGCACCUAUUGCGAGUGGAGCCCUGAUGGCAGGCACAUUCUUACCGCGACUACUAGCCCGCGUCUCCGCGUCGACAACGGUAUCCGUAUCUACCAUAUUACUGGACCCCUUAUGUAUAACCAGGAUAUCAACGAGCUGUACCACGUCACUUGGCGCCCGCAGUCGCCUCAGCAGCACCCCUUGGAUAACGUGUUGACUGCACCUGCACCCCACCCAUCUGCGGCGUCUUUCACUGCCACCCAGAAGACUCCCUCCAAGCCCGUUGGUGCUUACCGUCCCCCUGGCGCCCGUGGAACCGCUACUCCCCUCAUGUUUAAGCGCGAGGACGAAGGUGGUGCUGCUUACACCAACACUGGCGUGUCUUCCACUAACGUUGGUUUCCAAAACGGAUUCGGACGAGGCGGGCGCCGUCAGGUACCUGGUGCUGAGCCCGUCCAGAACCUGCCUCCUGGUGCCGCUCCUGGUGGCGGUGUUAGUCUCUCUGGCACCGGAGAGGACCAGGAGUUGUCGAAGGCGGCUCAAAAGAACAAGAAGAAGCGUGAAGCGAAGAAAGCUCGUGAGGCCGCGGACAAAGCUGCAGGUCUCAGUGCCGAUGCGCCGACAGGACCCGCCGCUCGUAGUCCCGAGAGCCGCGAUGGUCGUCAGCGAAGCCUCAGCAAGAACGGAAACGGCAGGAGCUCCAGCCAGCAGCGUCCGUUCGGAAACAGCCCGGAUCGCCGUGCGCAAGGCCAACCCCGCCAGAAUGGUAGCCAGCAGCAGCAGCGUAGUCAGGAUGCUCGCAACUCUCCUUCUGUGCAGACUUCGAACGUACCUGCCCCUGACCUCACUGUUACUAGCCCUGGUGAAGGUGGAGGACUUCAGGACAAGAAGAUCCGUGGUCUGCUUAAGAAGGUUCGCGCCAUCGACGAGCUCAAGAUGAGGCAAGCUGGUGGUGAGAAGUUGGAGGACACCCAGAUCAAGAAGAUUGGUACCGAGGAGUCCAUCCGCAAAGAGCUCUCUGGGCUUGGGUUCACGGGUUAG